UGCAGACAAUUGAAGAUGAAGCAACUUGAGUGCCUUACCUAUGAUCCUGAAUAUGCCAAAUUCGAUUUGUGUGAGCUGGACACUAGCUUGCGUAACAAUCCCACACUGUCCAUAGCAAUACGUUUGUUAACAAUUCCUGUGACUAAUAUCAAUUUGAGAGUUGAAGUUGGUCUAUUAGGGUCUAGCCCUCCCAUAAUAGUCCUCAAUAAUAGCUGGGAUGGUUGUGCCUUUCUGAAGAGCCGUAAAUCGAAUAAAGUUUUUGGACGCUUGUAUCGGUAUAUUGCACCAUAUACCAAUUUGAAUCACAGCUGCCCGAUUAAUCAUGACGUCAUUAUAAAAAAUCUUACCGUGGCUGAAGGAGGUUCAGCAUUAGCAAUGCUUGGUGGUGAAUUUGUGGCAAAAGUGUAUGCUGCAUCCGAUGGCAAAACGCGAAUCUCUAUAAAAGUAACAUCCAGCUAUUAAAUAGGAAAACGCAAAGUGAGACGAUUUGCUUAAAUGGUAUAUUAUAAACUUUUUCGAUGUAAAAUAUUAAAAGCUCUGAUAAUAAAUCAGACUUUG
Messenger RNA from Stomoxys calcitrans (stable fly), 558 nucleotides. RefSeq lists its product as uncharacterized. Bases 16 to 462 code for a protein of 148 amino acids. The record is from RefSeq and is a predicted model, not a curated record. Lineage: Eukaryota; Metazoa; Arthropoda; Insecta; Diptera; Muscidae. The transcript has 2 exons.